Molecule: messenger RNA, 1371 nt
Organism: Trypanosoma rangeli
Lineage: Eukaryota; Euglenozoa; Kinetoplastea; Trypanosomatida; Trypanosomatidae
Exons: 1
Source: RefSeq, a predicted model, not a curated record
AUGGCAGCGGGGCUUGGUUUAGGAAGGGUUCUGGUUCGUAUUGUACGUGGUAACCACAACGAUGGUGGGUGUCUUGACGUGGAGAUGUUCGACGCCACAAUGAGGCAUACGGUAGGUUGUUACGCCGUCGUGGGUUCCGUAGCUGUCGCCGUUAUACCAUUGCUGUACGCAUCGUUGCGAGUGUUGGCGGGGAGGCGAAAGGCGUUGCUCGUACGCACAGCCCAUUCUCUGUCACAUAUUUCUGCAGAUGCCAGGAUUGUUAAUGAGGAUUCUUCCUGUUCGUCGUUUCUUUACACUUCACGGGUAGCGUUGGCCUUACAGCGUGUUCUCGAUGCAGAGCGGGCUACAGAUGUGGAAUUUGCGAAAAUAUUUUCUAUUGAACUCGUACAUGCGUACGUGGAUGUGGUGCUUCGCAGUCUUCUGCGCUCCUGUUGUCGCCACUGCAUCUUCCACGUGAGUGUUUUUCUGGUAUGCACUGUACUUGCAUCAAGCAAUGUUCGUGUCGUGGGAGAUGCAGGUGACAGUGGCAGUUCAACUGUUGCCGUCGACACAGCGGUGAGUGAGUCACUGCUUUACGUGUUUCGGCAAGUGUGGUCGAAGUUGUAUCAUGGUGCUUUGCUGCAAUGUGCAGUGGAAGAAGUAUCAACUCCAUAUGCAUUUUUCAAUUUUAGUCUGUCCAGUCCUCGCAUGCUUGAGCGGUGCUUUCCGUGGAUUGGCGUCAUUCAUUACGCUGUGUCUCAUUGUCUUACCCCAGGCGUUCAUUUAUUUGGCCGUUGGAGAUCCCCCGACACGGCGGAUCGUGUUUGGCGUGUAAUGACUCCGAAAGGUUUUGCCGCAAUGUGGUGCUGCCGUUGUUUGUCGGAUGUGUUUCAACCAAAGUAUUUUGAGGCAAAGAUUGAGACUGCAGAGUACUCUUUACGAGGAGUUAAUGAGAAGCAAACAACAUGCAGAGUCCCCUAUAUUGAGGGCUGUAAUGGAGUCGAUAUCGAAAGGGAGCAGAGGCAUAAAAAACCUUGCACGAUGCCUUUGCUGCGACCUCUGACCUUGUUUGCGCUGCGUACAGGUAGAACAUCCAUGCUGGUGUUUGCCGUGACAUUUUAUGCUUCUAGGACAAAUUUAUCAUGGCUGCCAUUUCCAUGUGCUAGUGGCCCGCAGUAUGUGGCUUUGUGUUAUACAGAGAUGAUGUUGGUCUCACUUGGAGUAUUGUUUUUUUUCUUCGAAAGGUCGUGGAUCAAUCACUAUGGCAACGCUGUGAGGGCCGCGCGGCCAUGCUUUAAGGUAUCUGCUUAUAUGCAGUCACCCUCUGGGUGCACGUACUCGUCCUAUAUAUAUAUAUAUAUAUAUAUAUAUAUAUAUAUAUAUAUAUAUAUA